Molecule: messenger RNA, 4189 nt
Organism: Westerdykella ornata
Lineage: Eukaryota; Fungi; Ascomycota; Dothideomycetes; Pleosporales; Sporormiaceae
Exons: 2
Coding region: 91-3951 (1286 amino acids)
Source: RefSeq, a predicted model, not a curated record
CCGCUCCUUUACACGCUUCAACACCCCCGCGCAGCACCUGCUGCUAGCGCUGUGACGAGACACCCCCUGAUCCCCAAUCACUCCAACAACAUGAAUCGUUUUCUCACUCGGAAGAAGGACAAGGGGGACGACAUUGGUGGGAAGAAAUUCAAAAAGGGGAAGAAGGGCCAACAACCGGAGCCUGAACCUGCGCUCGACCUUGCCACUGCCCUCCCCUCCAAUGACGAUUUCCGAACCAGCUUGAUUAUGCCCAGUUUGUCCACGCGCUUCAGCAUGCUGCGAGAGCAGGACGACCCAACCUCCAAGCUCGGCAAAGCCAGCGACGACAGUGUGUUACAGCCAAAACGUCAAUCCCGCCUGCAUGAGUUUGGUUUCGUCCCGGGGGGCCUUUCUGAUAUCGCCGAGGUUUCGUCGCUUAACGGAUCAAUUCGACCACCCUUCGCUGCCGAGAGGCAGGACUCGUUUGACAGCCACAACACCGAGGACAGCUCUGGAAGCAUCAUGAGCCGGGCAAGACCCGGAGAGGGCAACGUUCUGUUUGGAGGCCGGCAGAAGAUCUACAAGGUCUCCAAUACAGGGUCAUCCAAGGGCUUGGGCAAACUGUUGUAUGAAGAUGAUGUGCAUAUGUCCGCAUUCCAGCGGUUGAGAUUGCAGGAGAAGGAACGCAAAGAGCAAGAGCCUGACGCGCAGUUGGAGCAAGAAGCCGAGACAGAACAGCAGCCGUCUAGCCCUACCAAAGACGCAUACUCACCCUCAGUGUCUGGUUUCAGCCAAAGACGAGAAACUUCCUCGUCUACCAACUCUGCAAAUGCCAAUGCUCGCUCUUCCACUGCCGCGACAUCCAUCGCUUCUCAAGGCGCCGGCGCUGUGGCCCCUGCUUCUUCGCCCUCUGUGCCCAGCAACAACACCCCGCUCUCUCCGACUGACUCGAAUCGCACUGCCACCAAGGGCAGAAGGUUAUAUGAGCAAGCGUUGGACCAGCACAUGUAUGAUCAGCAAUCAUCGGCCAUCAAUCGACUCAAUUCCAUCCAGAGGGCGCGGGCGCCAACGGGACGCUCCACUCCGCCACUGCUGUUUUCGCAGGCCAGAUCUGCGACUAAUCUGCACGACAGAUUCAACCGAGGUGCUCCCUUGAAUGCUAAGGAUGCAUCCUCGACGGGUUCCAAUAGUAGGCCGCAGUCUCCGCCUCUCGUCAGCCCCCUCGGCAGCGACAAUGAGGAUGCCCAAGUGCUACACUCUGCGCUACAGCCGAAUGAUCGUGGUAAAGCCACCGCUAUGGGCGCCUUCAAUAAGCCAAAGCAAGCCUUCAGCGAACAACAGUAUGCUGAGCGCCUGAAGCAGCUACAGCAGGACCGCGAUAUUUCCAUACCCAGACUCGGAAAUCCCUCGAAGCCGUCUCUGAGGGAACGCGCGGAAUUGGAACGGCGGAAACGGACAGAAAAUCCAGCGGCGGAGAGGAGCGUGCCCAGCUCGCCCGAUCAGCAAAGAAAGACGUCACUCGAGUCGACCACCCGUUCCGAGUCACGACCCACUGAGCAGCGCGAAACUCAGAUCCCUCCCCCAGCACAGCCGAGGUCCCCGUCACCGAUAGCUGAGAAGGAAGAGAUCCCAUCGCCUUUUUCAGUCUUCCAAGCGGCCGCCGAGCGCAUGAGGAAUACCACCACUGUGCCUACGCCUUCUCCGGCAGCGCACGGUGGAUCAACGCCUCAUGAUUUGCUGUCUCCGAAUUCCCAUCAGGGUGGGACAUUUUUUGCUUCUCCCGGCAGCAGCGAUGAUGAGGACGAGGUCACGAAGCCAAACUUGGCCAAACCUUCCGAACCAGAGCGUCGAGGUCGGCCCCACAACAUUCCAACUGCAACAGGCCCUGCUCCAGACAUACUGGACCACCCCGCUCUCCGGUCCAGGAGCAACUCUCGCACGGAACCCCUCCAACACCCGGCCCUCCGCUCCCGGAGUACCUCUCGACCUCCACUAGCUACCACGGAGGAGGAAACGUCCAUCCCUAAGGAUACAUUGGACUCUGCGACGGUUAGUGAAGAUAAAGGCUCUGACGUGGACUCACCGACGCUUGGGCCCAAUAGCGGUGGACUGAAUGUUCUUGUCCGGCAACAUCUCCGCAACCUCAGCACAAUCUCCUCCGACUACGGUGAGGAUAACCAGAUUGCAAUGAGCCCACCAGCUCUUUCGACGACUAAGCCUAUGCCACUGCAAACACAGAAUGUUAAGCCUCAAAUGCGUCAACCUGGGUCGGAGACAAACACCACUACACACUCAAGCUACACGGGGUACUCCAAUCCUUGGGACCUGGAUGAACUUGAUAAGUACGGGGAAGAGGAGAGUAUCAGCUCCACCAGCCCCGUCGACUCACACAAGCCUAGAUCAACUGCUACCAAUGCUGCCGCUCUGAUCACCCCCCAGGCUAUCAAAGAGACGAUCAGCGAAUGGGAGCAGGAGAUGAAGAGGUCUCACAGACGCGAGCCUAGCGUUGAGGAACGAGAGGCCUUCCAGCGUGAGCUAGCUCUACGCCAGCGUCAAGUACAGGAGAGCCUUCGCAAACAGGCCCAAAACCGGAGUCGAGACGCGAGCCCAGCACCCGGAGGUCUGAAGAGUGCAUUGAACAUGCUUCGCGCCAAGUCGAGCAAGGAAUCAUUCGCUACUGUCGACCAGAAGUACACUGAUCCGUCCCACAAGGCUAUGAGAAUGUUGGGACUUGGCGCGAACUCAGCGAACGCUAGCAGUUCGUCCUUGGCUGGCCCGUAUGGGUCAGAUCAUUGGAGGUCAGAGGACCGGCUUGGGCAACGGGAACCUCCAGUGCGCCGUCUGCUACAGCAAAGCGAACAAGAUGCACAGCGCGAGCUGGAGCAACGCCAACGCUCUGCUACGAACGACAGUGCUCGUGAGCCCAUGUCCAAGGGCAGGGCGCCGCCAACAUCAAGCAAUAGUUCCACGAGAGCAAGAUCCAGCUCAGAAGUCUCGUCUGGACGUUCGCACAGUAGGCCACGGCAGUACCGUGACGACUUGGAGCAAGCAAUGGUCGAAGGUGCUGGAUCUAAAGCCACAGCGUAUGCUCCGAAUGUCACACCCUCCAUCCCUGGUUAUGUUGCAAAUCCUACUCAACCCCUCCCGCCCGAGAAGGUGUCUCCUGACAGCCAAGGGCGUAUGAGGUCACGCAGCAACAGUCGAGCUGCGGCUGCGAGUUAUUUCGAGUCGAAGCAUCUGCAGCCCAUUCACACCAGCCAUGGUGCCACAAAUGGGGCUUCCCCACGCCUGAGUCCAGCAGCCAACCCUGGAAUGCAUCAGUUCUCUCCUGGUCUGCCGGUAUCCCCUCGCCCGUCACCUGGGUUCCCAAGCCCCAACAUGAACGCGUUCCGCCCACCCGCCUCACCAGCUCUGCCGUCAUCCGCCAACAACACGCCGCCCGUCUCUGGCACUUCCACUCCGGUCGCGUCAGCAUUCGCCAAUGGCGCCGCAGCUAACCUUCCCGGCACUGGUACCCUUCGCAAGAAGUCGAUCAAUAAAUCUGAUAUCUCUGAACCCAUUUUCCUCUCCACAACGUCGGUCAUUGACACGGUCAACUUGCCACCAGGAGCUUCUUUGAAGAACGGGUCGGAGGUGCCACCACCUCUUCCUCCUAUUAACCCCAUGAGGCGCCGGUUCGGAUUUGGUCGAACAAACACGGACGACCCCGCCGUCCACAGUCCUUCUCCACCCUAUAGUGAUGCAAGUUAUACCAACUCCUCGGAGGCUGUGGGAAACAAAGUUCCAGCACCCCGUCAGAGAUUGAGGAAGACAUCCAGUGAAGGCAAGAGUCUGAACGGGAAAGCUCAAGUAAAGACGGGACCCAGCCCGGCGGUCCCUUCGAUGCCCUUUGGCGCCCGCAAUGGCUCGCCACCUCGGCCCAACAAUAACCAACCCAUAUCUCAGCAAAACAUGGACGGUGCCAUGUUUUGAGUGGCCGUUGGUCUGUCUCCUGCUAGCUCGGUGCAGCUGCCCUACACGAUUUUGAUACCCUUUCACAACUUAACGUAAUGUAUUUCCGAGGACAUCUGGGUUUGCGCAGAGAUACACGGCCGGUCGGACUGUAUUUUCUUUGUUUUGCUAGCCAUAUACCUCUGUCUCAUCUUCCUCCUUGUGGCUUUUCUGUUCUAGCGUUGGAUGCGAUACUUCGCCAUUAUAACUCCGUAGCAGG